UCGAGAGCGGCGCGUUGUAUCGCGAGAUCGGAUAUUCUUUGUUAUUUUUAAUCAAUUAUAGGCAUAAAUCACGACAUAUCUCCUAUUAAAUGAUUCUGCAUGAAAAAAACUAUUAGUUUUAAUAACUUGUAUCAUGGAAGUCACUCGUAAAAAUUUCAAGGAGUCCUUGCCUCUUGUGAGUGAGUCUAUAAAGAGAGCGGACUUUCUAGUGAUAGACGCGGAGUUUACGGGGUUAAUACAUGGGCCGGACGUCAGUAUGUUUGAUUCUCCGGGGGAGUAUUACUUACGGACUAUGUCGGGUUGUAAGGAUUUUUUGUUGAUCCAGUACGGGCUGUGUGCAUUCUAUUGGGACGAGGAUGCGAAGCAGUACAUGAACGACGCGUAUAAUUUCUAUCUGUUCCCGCGCGGACGGCCUGGGCCGGAGCGGAUGUUUCUCUGCCAAAGCUCGAGUUUGGAUUUUCUGUCAGCCCAGGGGUUCGAUUUCAACAAACUAAUACGAGACGGCAUCCCUUAUAUGACGGAGCCAACUGAGUCCCGUCUAAGAGAAAUGCUCACAGAGCGGCAGAAGUUGUACGCCAGUGAGAAUAAUAUCAUCCCAGUGCCAGAUGAGAAUAAACAGCAGAUUGAGGAUAUUUGUAAAAAAGUGCGUCAGUUCCUCGACGAGCAGAAAUCGGAAGAGAUGGAGAUCGACCGCUGCAACGCGUUCAUCAGGCGGCUGUGCUUCCAGGAACUCGGCUCGCGGUUCAAGGGGGAGGCGUACGUGGAAACCAAAGUGCUGGAGAACAAAAACAGAGUUCUGAAAGUGACACGGGUAACGCCAGAGAACGCGGCACAGGAUCGAGAAGCCAUGAAGAAGGACAAAGAAUGGGAGGAGUUUGAGGAGGCAGUCGGGUUCUCUAAGGUGGCUCGGAUGAUCAGUCAGUCGGAGAAGCUGGUAGUCGGACAUAACAUGCUGCUAGAUGUGCUCCACACGCUUAACCAUUUCUUCCAACCGUUGCCACCAGACUACGCGACCUUCAAAGAAUUUGCACACUGCAUGUUUCCUAGCCUACUAGACACCAAAUACAUGUCCAGUUUGCCACCCUUCAAGGACAAGGUGAAUUCCAGCGUACUGCAGCAUUUAUUGGCCACCCUAUCAGAACCGCCUUUCGGCCUGCCCACAGUCGGAUCAUCAUCAGGCCGCGGCUACACCCUCUCCGACGACAAAUCACACGAGGCCGGCUACGACGCCUUCGUGACCGGCCUCUGCUUCCUCGCGAUGCGGUCGCACGUGUCUCGCAUGCGCGGGGAGAGCGAGAGGUCCGAGCCCAGCGCGGCCGUGCUCAGGCCGUUCCUCAAUAAGCUGUUCCUUACGAAGACUGCGUACCAGGAUUCGCCGUAUAUGAAUAUUGAUGGGCCUGAUCCUACACCGUCCAGAGACCACGUGUUCCACCUCACGUUCCCCGGGGAGUGGCAGAGAAAUGACAUCAAUCAGUUGUUCAGUCCUUUCGGUCCCAUAGUGGUUCAGUUCAUCGACGACACGUCUGCGUUCGUGGCGCUCUCGCGACGCGAGCAAGCGAGGGACGUGAUGCGAACGUUAGCGAAACAUUCCCGGACCACACUCGUGCCCUACGCCAAGUUCAAACACAUGGCUUCUCAAGACAGCAGACACUGGCGCAAGGAGGAGUACACAACUCCUGACACCCCCAGACCACGGCAAGCCGUUAGCACAACAAGCGUCUCUCCUGCUCCUCCAAAGUCUCCCGUCAAGGACCUCAAAGAACCAAUCAAAGAGCGCCAGCGCAGUAACAGCCUGACGUCACCACUGCCCAACAGGAAGAGAACCAGCUCUGGUGUGUUCCAGGUUGACGAAACGGAGCCGCCGCCGAAGAAGCCCGAGCCCUCCCGAAAGAGGCCCGAAGUCAACGGCAAGAAGGAUUCCAGUGAACCUAAGAAGGGAAAGCAAGAAAAGGACAACGAAAAGGCGAAGAAGCAAGAAAAGAAAGUGAUAGAACGAUUCGAUGAAGAGGCUAAGACGGAAUGCGUGUCUGCGUUCAAAGAGAGCGAUAGUUGGGAUUAAGAAUAAAUGUUUAAAUGUCUAUA
Molecule: messenger RNA, 2082 nt
Organism: Cydia fagiglandana
Lineage: Eukaryota; Metazoa; Arthropoda; Insecta; Lepidoptera; Tortricidae
Gene: Parn
Product: poly(A)-specific ribonuclease PARN-like
Exons: 14
Coding region: 134-2059 (641 amino acids)
Biological process (GO): nuclear-transcribed mRNA poly(A) tail shortening
Cellular component (GO): nucleus; cytoplasm
Molecular function (GO): RNA binding; poly(A)-specific ribonuclease activity; metal ion binding
Source: RefSeq, a predicted model, not a curated record